AUUGAGACCGACUGCCACUGGAGGGCGCUGUUAAUGGCUCUGUGAAUGAAGAAGAAGAGAAGCGAAAGAGACAGCCUACCUUAAACGCAAAUAAUGGUUGAAUUUCAUCGUUUUGCGUGUUCGAGGUAGAAACUACUAGCUGCCAACAGAUUUAAUACAAACCAUGGUUUUCCACAUCUGUAGGAUGGGCAUGCGGCAGGGUGCCCAUCUGAAAUUGUCUGCCGCAAAGUUAUGUGGGCUUACCCUGGCUCCCAAAAUGGCGCCUUGCAUGCAGGUGUCCUACCGGGGCAUGUUCGUCUCCACCGACAACCUCAUCACCUUCUUCACAGGCCACAAGUUCAUGCACAAGUUUGACGAGCGCAGCAAGAUUGUGGUGGUGGAUGGCAACAUCGGCUGCGGCAAGAGCAAGUUCAGCCAGGAACUGGCCGCUAAGCUGGGCAUGAAGUACAUGCCCGAGGCCCACGUCCAUUACCUGGACGAGCUGGAGCUUGGGCCCGGCAAGAAGUACGACCCCAAGUACAUCGGCAAUGUCUCUUUGGAGCGGUUCUACAAGGACCCCUUCGACAAAGACGGCCAUUCCUUCCGCUUCCAGAUGAUGAUGUACGCCAUGCGCUUCAGGCAGUACGCGGACGUCCUUGAGCACCUCUUGAAAACAGGUCAGGGCCUGGUCAUGGAGCGAUCCGUGUACAGCGACUACAUCUUCAUGGAGGCCAUGUUCAAGAUGGGUUACUUCAGGAAAGCAUGUUAUGAUUACUACAAUGAGAUCAAAGGGAUCUCCUUGUAUCGUUUACGCCCCCCUCACCUAGUCAUCUACUUGGAUGCGCCUGUCGACGUCCUCCAAAAGAGAAUCAAGGAACGCGGAAAGGAGACAGAGGCUGAGAUCCCGAGCGAGUACUUGCAGCACAUCGAAGAUGGCUACAAGAACCGGUUCCUUCCGCAGAUCAGUGAGACUUCCGAGGUCCUCCGCUACGACUGGACCGACUACGGGGACAUCGACCUGGUGGUAGACGAGAUUCAGAUGUUGAAGUUUGAGCACCUGCCUUGGAACACGGAGGACGACGUCACCUUGGACAAGCUCUACCGAUUUGUCUAUAACAAGUAUCACGUCGCACGCUGUAUGGACAUCCCAAAGUAUCUGCCCGAGUUGACGUUUGGUGCCCAGGAGUUCUACGAUUUGACGAGGGAAUUCGAAGAGAAGUACAACAAGCAUUACGCUCCAGGUUACAACUUGAAGGAAGGCGAGCCAAAAUGGAAGCUUUUCUUCAAAUGAUCACGCUCCACGUCAGAGCUCCUCACAUCAUAUAGUGUAUUAAGAUUUUAAGAAAGAAUUUAAGGGGGGAGGAACAGCCCGAUGGCUGUCUUAUGUUGAGAAGUUUGUUGUGGGACACAACGUUGGGUUCUUAAGUUUCUGGAAGGGACUUUGCAGAGUUUGUAAGGUGCACUGUUCAUUCAAGUUGCAAACCGGGGGACAAGUUUCACAGCUCUGGCUACCUAAGGAUAAGAAGUAAUGAGUAACCGCACUAGAAGAUAGCAAAUGAAUGAUUGGUAUAUUCCCCACAUCUGACCCAAAUUUUAGUUUGUGGGUUAAUAUUGUGUGAGCAAACACUCUACUCACUGGUUUAGCAGGAAAUGUUUGUUUCAGAACUGUUAGCAGGGAUAGGUAAUCGCCCUAUGUAGAUAUUUAUCGUGAUGCUGCCAUGUUGGUCUUAUUCCCGGACACCCACUGGCAAUAGUAAUACAACAUCACAUAUCGAUGAGGGAACAGUCUAUGUUUCCUUCAGCCUCAGUUUGAUUACAUUGCUUUGGAUGGUGGAAAAGAAAGAUGGCUGCCCCAUGAUGGAGGUCUAUAAGAGAACACUAUGGCUGUGUCCAAAUCAUUUGGCUGUGACUUGAAAUCACGCACGAUUCUAUGGGAACUGGCCGCGGCUACUUCCAUAGACUCGUGUGUAAUUUUAAGCCUUAGCCAAAUAAUCUGGACAUGGCCUGUCUCAAAGCUUAGCUGGCAAAUUGGCCAAGCGUAGAAAUUAUUUCCCAGCAAAAACGGGUGACUUGCCAAAAUGUCGUGGAGUGCACAUUAUCUGUGACUGGUUCCCUGCUGCCAUCCAUGUAAAAUCGUUAAGCAGCGUUUUCUGUUUGGCGACUUUAUGAAAUCAAGUUCAGGUAUUCAGCCCUUGCUUUUAACAUCGUCACUGGGUGUUGAAUACUUGACACGCAGUUGGGCUGCAAAUCCCACAAGUUUUGAGUAUUCUUAUAGAGGACAUCUGUGUGAAGAAAAACUUUUUGAAACACAGCGAAAACAAAUACAUGUAUAAAGAUUUCAAGGCCAGGUUGUAGAAUUUGGGAUGCUGUUCCCCAUGUUUGAAGACAGUUUGUCAAAGGAUAUUUUAGCAUGGCUUUAUUUUGUUUUUUUAUAUGCAACUUCCACCACCUGCAUGUACAUCUACACCGUGGUUUUCAACAUUUUGAUUUAAUUCACACCAAAAGAGAAAAAAAUUGAAAAUAAAACAUUUGAUCAGUUUUUCAGAGUAGCACUUUUCCUCUUUUGCACAGCAAGUACGACAUCUUUUGGAAAGAAACAGAGCUGAACUUUUCGUUUAUGGUAAAAGCCGGUUUCAAAUGGGAUGAUGGGAGUAAGCAUCGAAACUUUACAAGCACAGGGGAUUGUUUUUCUGCAGAAUAAUUUUGGCUCUUCCAAAUUUAAGUGGAAAUGCUUCUCAGUUUUAAUACCCCAACCGUGCUUUUUUUCCCUCUUCACUGAAGCUCAGUACCUCUAGGCUGUUCCGGUUUAUGAAAUUGCCUGUUUUUUGGUCAACGAGGUACCCUUCUUCAGACCACUUUUUUGGAAGUUCUGAAAGACAGUUUUUGAUUUUCUUUUCCUGUAGAUAAAGGAGAGACGCCAUUGGCAUUUCUGCGUGGAUUGUAAUUAAAAACAAAUACAUUGUCUUGAGAA
Molecule: messenger RNA, 2950 nt
Organism: Acanthaster planci (crown-of-thorns starfish)
Lineage: Eukaryota; Metazoa; Echinodermata; Asteroidea; Valvatida; Acanthasteridae
Product: NADH dehydrogenase [ubiquinone] 1 alpha subcomplex subunit 10, mitochondrial-like
Biological process (GO): mitochondrial electron transport, NADH to ubiquinone
Cellular component (GO): respiratory chain complex I; cytoplasm
Source: RefSeq, a predicted model, not a curated record